Dictyostelium purpureum is the source of this 1671-nucleotide messenger RNA. RefSeq lists its product as uncharacterized. The coding region runs from base 1 to 1671 and encodes 556 amino acids. Gene Ontology annotation, molecular function: protein tyrosine/threonine phosphatase activity; MAP kinase tyrosine/serine/threonine phosphatase activity. Gene Ontology annotation, biological process: protein dephosphorylation; negative regulation of MAPK cascade. The record is from RefSeq and is a predicted model, not a curated record. Gene Ontology annotation, cellular component: cytoplasm. The transcript has 2 exons. Lineage: Eukaryota; Evosea; Eumycetozoa; Dictyosteliales; Dictyosteliaceae.
AUGGAUAAAUUUGUUAUUAAACAAUCAAUUAAUCCUGGAUUCAUUCAAACAAAAAAAGAUGAUGAAAAUAAAGAAAAUAAAGAUUUAAAUGGAAAAUCAAAUAAUAUAAUUAAAAAAGAAGAAAAGAAAGAGGAAAAGAAAGAGGAAAAGAAAGAAGAAAAGAAAGAAAAAAAGAAAGAAGAAAAAAAAAAGGAAAAUAAAAAAACUACCCCAACUACAACCACCGCUGCACCAAGUGCACCAUCAACUACCACAAAUAAAACAGGAGCAAAUAACACUUCAUCAAAACCAAAUACUACAAUUAGUGAUCCAAAACUACAACAAACACUUGUAAGUCAUUUCUUCCAAUCUGGUGGUGAUGAUAAACCAUCAUAUAAAUAUUUAUUUGAAAAAGAGGCCGCUGAUAGAGAAGAAGAAGAAAGAAAGGAACAAGAAAGACAAGAAAAAGAAAGACAACUGUUAGAAGAGAAGAGAAAGAAAUUACUAAAGUUAAAAGCAGAGGCCAGAAAGAGGAGAGAGGCCGAAAAGAGAGCAAGAGAAGAAAGAGAAUGGGAAGAAUAUCUUGCUCUUCAAGAAAAGAUUACAAAAGGUGUCGAAAUUGCUCCAUAUUUAUAUUUGGGUUCCUUUUUAGCCGCUAAAAAUGCUGAAUGGCUACAAGAAGCUAAUAUUAAAAAGAUUGUUAAUGUAACUUCAGAAGUGCCAUCUUACUAUAUCAAUAAAAAAGAUAAAACCGCUGAUGAGGAAAUUUUAAUAGGAAACUCCAAAAAGAAUGUUGACAGUUUUAUUGUAGAUGACGAUGAAGAUCUCGAUGAUGAAAUUGAAGAUGAAGAAAUCGAGGACGAUGACGAAGAAAUCGAAGAUAUUGAAGUAGAUGAUGGAGAUGACUUUAAUAUUGAUCAGGGCGAAGAUAAAGAACAAGACAACGAAAUGAAACCAAUUGAAGAAAAAGACAAUGAAGAAAAAAUGGAAAUUGAUGAAAAUAAUAAAGAUGAUGAAGUCAAUAAACAGGUAGAAAAAGUACAAAACAAUAUUGAAACUAUGAAUGUUGAAACCUCCCAAACAGAUGACACACCAAUAGCCACCAUCACCUCCACCACCAUUACUAGUGGCACAUCAACACCAACCAACGAAGAAAUUAAACUCGAUAUUAAAUAUUUUAGAAUUCCAAUUGCAGACAGCUCAAGAUCAAAAAUUGAAAACUAUUUUGAUGAAGCAAUUAAAUUUAUCAUUGGCGAAGAUGAUGGAACAUCAAAUGUGUUAAUUCAUUGUAAACAAGGAAGAAGUAGAUCACCAACCAUCGUUAUUGCUUAUUUAAUGACCAAACUAAAAUGGAAUUUAGAAAAAUCAUUUAACCAUGUUUCAAGUGUUAGUCCAAAAGACCUUACCGUCAAUGAUGGUUUCAAACAAAAACUAAUGAAAUUAGAACUAUCUUUAUUUGGCAGCAACUCAUUAAACUUUUUCGAUAGAUCAAGUAGAUCCGCUAGAGCCAGGAAGUCAAUUGCCAUGGCCCAAUCAAAACAAAAAGAUCACGAUGAUUUCAUAAUUGACGAAGAAGAAAAUACAAAUCAACCACCAAAAGACAUUACCAUAUGCGAAGAUGAUGCAUCAAUUAUUGAUAAUUUAAAAGUAAUUAAAAAAAGAAAAAAUGUUUCACCAUUAGACGAUGAAUAA